Molecule: messenger RNA, 258 nt
Organism: Lachancea thermotolerans CBS 6340
Lineage: Eukaryota; Fungi; Ascomycota; Saccharomycetes; Saccharomycetales; Saccharomycetaceae
Exons: 3
Coding region: 1-258 (85 amino acids)
Source: RefSeq, a predicted model, not a curated record
AUGAAGCCAGUGGUAUCAUCCGGUAAAGCUUGGUUCUGCACCGUAAUUUCGGCGUUCGGUGUCGUGAUCCUUUCGGUGAUCGCUCACCUAUUCAACACCAACCACGAGUCUUUCGUCGGGUCCAUCAACGACCCCGAGGAUGGACCAGCGGUUGCACGCACAGUUUUUAUGGCCGUGCUCGUCUACGCAGUAUUCUUCGUGUUUUGUGGGUCCCAGAUUUGGCUCGGCAAGAAGAAGCCCGCGAUUGAACUACGUUGA